AUGGCAAAGAAAAUACCUACCAUCAAGCCCGUAUCAGCGACAGAUGAAGAAUCACCCAAGUCAUCUGUCGAACCCAAACGUCCAGGCACCAGCGGAACGGAGCUCUUCCUCACUACCAACCGUCGCACCGCUUCAGCACAAUACGUUGCCGCGCAAAGAGCAGAAAAUGCUUAUAAGGCAAAGAAGAGAUCAGCAAGUGCACGUCAACAUCGGUCCGAGGCUGCAUCCCACUUCAAGCUGUCCGCGCAUCAUCUGAAGGAAAGCGUCAAGAGCUGUUGGAGCAUGGUUGCUGCAGUACCGUGGAUGGUGAGGGAAUGGAAAGGGAAUCGACAAGCUGAGAAUGAGAAGAAAGCCGUGGAAAGAUAUAUGGAAAAGAAAAAGAAGCUGGAGGACCGUAUAGCAAAGCAAGAGGUCCCCCAGGAUAAGGAAAAGGAGCCGGAAAGCGUAGGUGCAUGA
This is a messenger RNA of Didymosphaeria variabile, 456 nucleotides long. RefSeq lists its product as uncharacterized. The record is from RefSeq and is a predicted model, not a curated record. Lineage: Eukaryota; Fungi; Ascomycota; Dothideomycetes; Pleosporales; Didymosphaeriaceae. The coding region runs from base 1 to 456 and encodes 151 amino acids. The transcript has a single exon.